GUUUGUUUUGUUUUUGUGUGCGGGGGGGCGCUGGAGCCACAUAUUGUGCGGAGUGUAAACAUAGAGGAGAUGGGAAUGAUUUUCACCUGGUAGUCGCGUCUUUCAGCGUAGAUGCGGACGUGUGCAGAACUAGAAGGGUUUAAUGCGCCGCUCUGACCCGCGGAUUAAUCUACCUUUGCCGUCUUAACUUGUAAAGCAGUUAGCACGCGCCUCCCUUGACAGGGGAAGGGGGGGGGGUCAUUGUACCGUCACCCUCUCAAAUUUCGUGUUUCUGUCUUCAUAGUCGCUCCCCGGACGCUGUUUUGAUGCCGUACGAACUCAGAAGUCGUCCGUAGAGAGUUAGGACACCGAGCAGAGUGUUUAUUUUUGUCGAAUAGCUGCUGUUGCUGCUCUUUGUCUCCGCGGAGGUGGCCCAGUUUAGCUAAACAUCUAAUUUUAACCGCUUCUUAAUGGAGUUCUUUCUUUGUUAGCUAAUACGGGAUCUAAUAAGCUUAGUCCUCGGGUCACAAAGACGGCCGUCGGGCGAAAAAUGGUGUUAAGGAGCUACUGGAAAUGUCGGCUUAAAGGCAGCUGUUCUCCUGGCUGGAUGCGACCAGGGCUGGUGGCUGUGUUCUGGUUCGGGGUGAUCCAGCUGGUCUGCGGCGCUGGGGCGGUGGGAGAAGUUAAAUCCGUGGUCCAAAAGGAGGCAGAGUUUGACAUGACUUAUAAUGACACGGUUACAAGUGUAAACCAGACUAUCUAUUCCUUCAACCACACCAUCUCCAGGAAUAAGACAGAGGGGGUUCGUGUGACCGUGGAUGUGAUGCAGCAGCAUCUGGAGAGUCCGAUUCUGUUUGUUGUUCGGCAGAAACAAGCCGUGAUGUCUUUCCAGCUCCCCCUCAUCCUGAGAGGCCUAUAUCAGAGGAAGUAUCCCUACAAACACGUGGGCCGAACUUUAUGUCAGCCUCCAACACUGGCUGCGUCAGAGACUCAGUAUUUUUUCGUCGACGUGUCCACCCUCUCCAGCCAGGGGACAAACUACCAGCUCAGAGUGAGCCGUGUGGAGAGUUUCACCCUGCAGACAGACAAGAAAUUCAGCUUCACAGCAUCACCUUCUCAACCUCAGUUUUUUAAAUAUGUCUUUCCGGAGGGGGUGGAUACCGUCAUCGUCAAAGUCAACUCAGACGUGAACUUCCCCUGCUCCGUCAUGUCUGUUCAGGACAUCCAGUGCCCCGUCUAUGACCUUGACAACAACGUGGCCUUUAUUGGGAUGUACCAGACUAUGACCAAGAAGGGCGCCAUCACUGUGCAGAAGAAGGAUUUCCCUAGCAACAGUUUCUACGUGGUGGUGGUGGUAAAAACUGAGGACGAGGCUUGUGGCGGCCCGCUGCGCUUCUACCCUCUGCGCCCAGAUGAGCUGAUUGACGCUGGAAACCGCACCAAGGACCUCGACGUGGUCGUCUCACCUGCAAUUGAUUCUGAGAAGUACUGGAUGGGGGUGUUGUUUUGUAGCGGGAUCUUCCUCUCGUUCUAUGUGUUGACGCUGCUGGUCACCUGCGUGGAAAACAAGCGAAUGAAAAUGAAAGAGAAGUUUGAGAACAAACCAGACAUGUCGCCUGCUGAGACGGCCUCCCUUCUUUGGAAGAACGGCGAUGGAAAGAUUCCAGCCUUUCCGUACGAGUAUGGCUCCUUUGCGGACAACGGCAGCACGCUGAGCUCCGAGGCCAUCACUGACAGCGCCACAUCAACCGACAACAACUACGGAUACCUGGGAAAGGAGCCUUUCAAACGCCGACCGUUCCUCGGUCACCAUCACGGCGUAGCCGUCCGCAUCGAGCGAUCACUGGACAGCAUUGCACGGAGCAGGCAGGAGUCGUUAAGCUCUGUGGAGGAGGAUGACUACGACACGCUGGACGACAUCGACUCCGACAAAAACAUCGUCCGCACAAAGAAGUACCUGUGUGUGGCUGACCUGGCUCGCAAAGACAAGAGGGUUCUCAGCAAGAAGUACCAAAUCUACUUCUGGAACAUCGCCACCAUAGCUGUGUUCUACGCGCUCCCUGUCAUCCAGCUGGUCAUCACCUAUCAGACGGUCGUCAACGUGACAGGAAAUCAAGACAUCUGCUACUAUAACUUCCUGUGCGCCCACCCCCUGGGUGCUCUGAGUGCGUUCAACAAUAUCCUCAGUAACCUUGGCUACGUGUUGCUGGGGCUCCUGUUCCUCUUCAUCGUCCUAAAGAGAGACGUCGCACACAAACGGGCGCUGGAUCGCAACAACCUCAACGCGCUGGAGUGCGGCAUUCCGAAGCAUUUCGGGGUUUACUACGCCAUGGGAACCGCGCUGAUGAUGGAGGGCUUGCUCAGUGCGUGCUACCAUGUCUGUCCAAACUACACCAACUUCCAGUUUGACACCUCCUUCAUGUACAUGAUCGCAGGGCUGUGCAUGUUGAAGCUGUAUCAGAAGAGACACCCCGACAUCAACGCCAGUGCCUACACCGCCUACGCCUGCUUGGCGGCGGUCAUCUUUUUCUCCGUCCUGGGGGUGGUUUUUGGGAAAGGAAACAUGGUGUUCUGGAUCGUUUUCUCUGUCAUCCACAUCCUGGCCACCCUGUUCCUCAGCACACAGCUCUACUACAUGGGCCGAUGGCGGCUCGACUCUGGUGUCCUGCGCCGCAUCGUUUAUGUGCUCUACACUGACUGCAUCAGACAGUGCAGUGGACCCAUGUACAUCGACCGUAUGGUGCUGCUUGUAAUGGGUAAUAUAGUCAACUGGUCUCUCGCCGCCUACGGGCUCAUAGAGAGACCCAACGACUUCGCCUCCUACCUGCUGGCCAUCGCCAUCUGCAACCUGCUGCUUUACUUUGCCUUCUACAUCAUCAUGAAGCUGCGGAGCGGCGAGAGAAUCAAAUGUCUGCCGUUGGUGUGUAUUCUCUUCACGGCGGUGGUCUGGGGGUUUGCGCUCUACUUCUUCUUCCAGGGACUCAGCACCUGGCAGAAAACUCCAGCUGAGUCUCGAGAGCAUAACCGAGACUGCAUCCUGUUGUCUUUCUUUGACGACCACGACAUCUGGCACUUCCUGUCCUCCAUCGCCAUGUUCGGGUCCUUCCUGGUCCUGCUGACCAUGGACGACGACCUCGACACUAUUCAGAGAGACAAGAUCUACGUCUUCUAAACCCGUUGGGUUUUCUUUGAGGAGCUCGGCUCAUCCUCUCUGCCUUAUCACCUGUUUCCUCUGUAGAAGCACAGCCAGUAGCCUGUUCAGCUAGCAGGCCUCUGCCUCUCAGAGCCACCCCCUCGCCCCCACCUGGGAGGACACACAUGUGCCAUUUCAGAGCUGAAUCGUCGAUCGAUGCUGAAGUGUUUCAUCCUCCUUCCGCCAUCGUGGAUGUUACUGUUGCUCUCCAUGUUUAAGUCCUGCUGCUGCUGAUGAUGAAGACAACAAUGCAAACACUGAACUCUUGUCUCCAUUCUUUUUCUACGGUUCUGAAUAUGGAUGAGCCUGCAGGAAAAGAUGCGUUUUGGAUGCUGUGAUGCCGGCGAAUGCGUUUACAAACGUUUGUAACCCAUCCAAUCUGCCAGUGGCCUUCUGUGUUCUAAUCAUGUCAGUCAUACUGCUCUCUGAUUGGUCAGCUCCUCUAACUAUCCAUCCCUGAUGAUUGUAUUUAAUAUCUGACUGCCCUCGUGUGCGACUGAGGAGCUGGUUUGUUUUUUUGCACUGUUCUGUAUGAAAACUAGAUCCUACCGUCCGACUUUAAGGAGUGGGUACUAAAUAAACGGUUGUUUUUCAGAAA
This is a messenger RNA of Cyprinodon tularosa, 3770 nucleotides long. RefSeq names its product SID1 transmembrane family, member 2 (gene sidt2). The record is from RefSeq and is a predicted model, not a curated record. Gene Ontology annotation, cellular component: membrane. NCBI's taxonomy places the organism in Eukaryota, Metazoa, Chordata, Actinopteri, Cyprinodontiformes, Cyprinodontidae. The coding region runs from base 530 to 3151 and encodes 873 amino acids. The transcript is spliced from 27 exons.